AUGUCUGUGUCUCCCAGGUCAUUGAUACUGCGAGGCCUGUCGAAAGGCGGGCAGCUCAAGCGCACAGAGGAACUGUUCCUGCUCAGGUAUUCUUUAUAUCCCUGGGCCUCACACAGAGGCAUGUCUUCUCUCCUGUCUCUCUCGCCAGCGUCCUCGAGUGUGUCAGAAAAGUGGUGGUCGGCCACAAGUAAGGCCAACCGGAACGGCACUGCGCACAUUGAUAUGGGUCGCCUGUACGGUGAUGCAGGCGGAAUGAGGAGCGUUUCGUGACGGACGGUGUCGUGUAUAUCCUCCUGGACAUGCUAGAGGUGAACUGACGUCUCCAUUUUCCAUUGUUCGCUGUUGAAUCGAUUGCCGCCUCUCUGAGCAGUCGUCUCUGAACAACCAGUCGGCCGUAUGCGACAUGCUAUUGCGGACCCUGGCGGACGUAAUCGCUACCAAGUAUGUGUAUUUUCGCACACAAAUACGCGUCUCAUAAAAAUGCCACGCUUCACUUGUCUUUUUGAUGUGUCAGUGAGGACUGCGCUCUUCAGUUUGUUCAGUGGAACUCAGCCACUAUCCACUCGCCGCGUGGGGCCGUGCAGAUGCUGCUCGAGACCGUGCGCAAGAUGGGCGAAAGGCCUGCAGUCGAAAGCCCCCUUAUGGCCAAUGUUUACGCUGUCUGCGGUAAGCGCAGAGUGUUUGGACACAAAGCGCAUCAACAAUUGUUUCCUUUACUUUUGGCAGAGACGCUCACGAGCGGGUUCGAGUCCUUUGACAAGGUUGUGGAAUUGGAGGGCGACAAAGACAUGAACAUGGUCAAAUCGUACACCGACCAAUGGUAAUCCACCCAAUGGUCUCUUUGCUCUUCCUUGUGUUGGAAGCUCUCGACGUGGCUGUUUUGUUGGUAGGAGCGUUGACGCGUGGACGGAUGUUGAGAGGUUGUGUGACCCAUUUAUGACCUCCAUGGACAGGCAGUGGCUGACAGAACAAAGAGGGGCGCUGCAAAUGAGGGUGCAUGCUUGAUCGACUCGGCAUAAAAAUAUGUAUGCGGCACAAGAUGUGUAAGUGUACGUAUAAAUCAUGG
This is a messenger RNA of Vitrella brassicaformis, 1066 nucleotides long. The record is from the annotation of a GenBank genome assembly. NCBI's taxonomy places the organism in Eukaryota, Vitrellaceae.